AUGCGGCGGUCCGCCUCAUCCGUGAUUUCACGACCGACGCCGGAGCCGGAUGUCUCCGAACAUUUUCGACGAUCACUGAGCGGGUCUCUGCUGCAUCGUAAGAACAGUCAGACGAUCGGACUACGACAAACGCCGACGUGUAGUGCAAGUCCGUUGCAAAAAAUCAUUGUCAAUAAUUCUGGAGUUGAAAUAGAAGAUCAUUUCCGAAAAGCACUUGGAGAAGAGGCGUAUGAGCAACUGCGACGAAGUCGUCAAGCUUUUUGA
This is a messenger RNA of Gongylonema pulchrum, 264 nucleotides long. The record is from the annotation of a GenBank genome assembly. Lineage: Eukaryota; Metazoa; Nematoda; Chromadorea; Rhabditida; Gongylonematidae.